AUGGACACUUCGCUUUCACAAGUCUGUGCUACGCAGACCCCGUCUAACCCUACUCUCAACUGGGUCUAUGAGGAGCGACUGGAAUGUCGGCCGUGGCGCAGGAAUCGGUUUUAUGUUCACUUGUUGCCAACUCGUGGCGUCAGCACUAGUAAUUUACGAAUACUUCCUCACACUUGGCCAGGAAAUCCAGCAUAUUUGGAACUGUCGGGCGACAGGUGUAACCAUCUUAUUCUUCCUGAAUCGGAUCGUGAUGUUGGGUAUGGGAUUAACUGCUGUACUGAUCGUCGCGCCUUGGGAAACUGGAGUGGGGUAACGUGCUUUCACAUUCACACCAAAGCUACCAUCCUUAUGCUUGGCUUCAGCUGCAUGAUAGUCAACUGGUUGAAUAUCGGUUGCGCGGUCACAAUUUUGCUAUUGUGGGCAGUUGUCUCGACUCUUCGUGUCUACGCUGUCAGUAAUCGCGAUUGGCGACUUGCCAUAGGGACCUUGAUAUUGGGCCUAGUACCUGUUAUGAUUAAUAUCGUUUACAAUGCAAAGACAUCGUUUGCACCACCACCAGAUUUAUCUUCUCACUUUUGCCAAGUUAUUACUAAGCUUUCUCCGAGUGUGAGCAACUUAUGUAAUUUACUUGUUGGACAUUUUCCGAUUUUCAUUGUCGUCACAUGGUACAACACGUAUGAAUCCUAUCAGCACCCGACGAGGACGGCCACAAGAACAUCGCUUUCACGACAGUUAUUCCGGGAUGGUACCUUAUAUUUUGUGCUUCUACUCGGCAUGAAUGUCACACAACUAAUUCUUGUCCUUUCGGGCAUUUUUAUGGCUUUUGGUACCUUCAUCACCAUGAUGAUGUCGGUUCUCAUCUCAAGAUUCAUUCUCGACAUCCGCCAAAUACGCAUCGACAGCCCCGAAGCUCCGGAAUCCAUCGGCACGAUCUUCUCUUGUGAAGAACGACCACAUCUUGUCCAAUCUCGCCUGUCGUCUAUGAUUUUCCGCCCCAGCUCCAUACCGUGCGAAGAUGACCACGCCCCAUGGAUGCUGGACACAUAG
Molecule: messenger RNA, 1047 nt
Organism: Fibroporia radiculosa
Lineage: Eukaryota; Fungi; Basidiomycota; Agaricomycetes; Polyporales; Fibroporiaceae
Exons: 12
Coding region: 1-1047 (348 amino acids)
Source: RefSeq, a predicted model, not a curated record